AUGGAGCCUAUUGCCUGUCGAGCGUGCUUCGCGCCGCUGCAGCCAGACGACCCGCACACCCUGUGCCCCUCCUGCCUCGGGGUCUCUCACCUCCGUGAAGCUCUGUCUGACCCUUGCGUGCAUUGUGCGACAAUUCCCUUCGCCUCACGCCAACACCGGCUUGCGUCCGUCCUUAUUAACGACGACGCCAUGCUCUCCUCCUCGGGUUCCUCGAUGGUGAAAACAGGAACUAAGCGCUCUUCUUCGCGACCUGCGGACGAGCCAGCACCAAAAAGGAAGGCAGGUGCUCUACGUUCACGCCUGGACCGCUUGGAAGCUCUCGUUACUCAGCUUCAGAGUCACCAGCUGCCCGCUGCCCUCCAGCUCGGCGCUGAGACCGCCGACUCCGAGCCCGUGGAGGAUGAUGAUGAUUUACUCUCCACUGCAGCCACGGAUAGCCUCUUUACUUCAGGCAAUGCUGCUGACUACACUGGACGGGCUGUUUCCCUCCCACGAUCGCCCCUCUCUGCAGCGGGCUCUCCUCUCGGCUCCGGCUCGGUUGUGGAUGAUGGAAGUGCGUUGGAGGACACUUCUCCCCUCCCAACUAUGGUUCGCGCUACUCUGGCUCGGCUUGGCUCCGCUCCAGCACAGCCUAAUCCCAGCUCCAGUGCUUACUUUAAGCUAACCGCGGCGGAUAGCCCCGCUCUCAUUCCUCCUUGCAGCGCAUUUGUGGGAGAGCUCCAGUCAGCCUUUUUGGCUGCAGCUUCGCGAUCUCGACCUUCUUCCCUGGCUCGGUCGUUUUGGAACAUGUCCGACGCGGCUCAGUACGGACUGGAUCGUAUCCCUCCAGUGGAGCCUUCGGUCGCCUCCCUGGUUGUUUCUCCUGACGAAGCGCUGCGUUCUGAUGUCCGAUGCCCAAGCAAGGCAUGCAGACGCACUGAUGAAGGUAUCGCUAAAGCAUACAAUCACGCAGCGCGCAUUGGCCGGCUGGAUAAUACUGUUUCUCAUCUCCUUUUGGAAAUGGAGUCUUCACCUCAGCUGGUAGAUAUGCCUUCUGCCUUUAGAGGUGCUCUGCAGACUGUUCUACAUGGAAUGGGAUUCCUGACACAGGAGUUAGGCAGUCUUAUGGCUAGCCUUGUGAGAUUACGCCGUCAUUUGUGGCUUUCUCAAGCGCCGUUGUCUGAUGCGUGCAGAACCGCGCUCCGGGAUCUCCCGUUAAUGCCCGGCCAGUUAUUCGGACCGGCGGCCACAGAGGCUUUGGAGCGCCGAGCUCGUAUGACCGAGACGCGACAGCAGCAGCCGAAAUCACAUCGCUCUGAGCGUGUGUUUACACGCCCGCGUUCAGUUCUUCCACAGGCUCGCUCUGAUCAGAUCAGGCGGGCAGUGGGUGUUUUCACGGACUCUCAGCUGGCUGCGUGGUCCGUAGCUUCCACGGAUCGCUGGGUUCUUUCGACCCUGAGUUACGGGUAUCGGCUCCAGUUCAGGAGUCGACCCCCGCGAGUCGCACGUUUGAUUCAGACACGUGUAAAAAGUUCAGUUCAUGUAAACACUCUUCAGGAGGAAAUAUGUGCUCUUAUUGCAAAACGUGCCAUAGAGGAGGUGAAAUGUCCCGUGUUUUUUCAGGGACACUGCUCCAAAUAUUUUCUAGUGCCGAAAAAAGACGGCAGCUUCCGCCCGAUUCUGGAUUUGAGGGGGAUGAACCGACACCUCAAACGAUUCACUUUCAAAAUGAUUCGUCCCGUGGAUGUGCUCCAGGUGAUUCAGCCAAACGAGUGGUUCACCACUCUGGAUUUAAAGGACGCAUAUUUCCACAUUCCCAUAGCAGCUGUACACAGGCGUUUUCUCCGCUUUGCCUUUCAGAACCGAACUUAUCAGUACCGGGUUCUUCCGUUCGGGCUUUCGCUAGCUCCGAGGGUCUUUACCAGAUGCAUGGCGGCGGCGUUAUCUCCGCUGACUCGCGCUGGAAUGAAGAUCUUGCCGUACCUGGACGACUGGCUGAUCUGUUCACUCUCGCGGGAGCAAGCGAUGGCAGAUCUCAAAGUGUUGCGAUCUCACGUAGCAGGGCUGGGGCUUUCCAUCAACCUGGAGAAAAGCUCCCUCUGCCCGAGUCAGUCUGUUCAGUUCAUAGGCAUGAACUUAGACUCGCGAGCAAUGAGAGCAUCUCUGACGACACAGCGUGUGGUGAGUAUUCUGAGAUUACUCUCCAGAGUUCACGUGGGCCGCUGCGUCCGCUACAGUCACCUGUUACGUCUGCUGGGAAUGUUCACAGCGGCUGUGUGCAUUUUGCCGCUCGGUUUGCUGGAACUGCGACCGUUUCAGAUCUGGAUGAAUCAUUUGGGGCUCGAUCCGAUCCGUCACAAACACAGGCUGGUGCUGAUCGAUCGGGGGUGCGAGGAGGCUCUCGCCCCGUGGAGGCGCCGCUCUUUUCUCAUGGCGGGGGUACCGCUGGGGGUCGUGGCAUCACGUCGGGAGAUAAUCACCACCGACGCAUCUCUCACGGGUUGGGGUGCUGUAUGGCAACGCAGCGCUGUGCAGGGUUCUUGGAGUUUUCACCGAGCCCAGGACCACAUAAACCUCCUCGAGCUGAGAGCGGUUUAUUUGGCACUCCAGCAUUUCCUGCCACAACUCCAGGGUCGUCAUGUUCUUGUUCGUUCAGACAAUAUGACAGUUGUUUACAACAUAAACCACCAAGGUUGUACUCGUUCCCUGCCUGCUCUGCGUCUGGCACGCAGCAUCCUCACCUGGGCAAAUCACAGGCUGGCAUCGCUGCGGGCGAUUCAUCUUGCUGGGACCCUCAAUCUGACUGCGGAUUUUCUCUCAAGGCAGAGGUUGGACCCGGGCGAGUGGUGCUUACACCCGGAUGUGGUGCGUCAAAUAUGGGAUCGUUAUGCCAUGGCUGCGGUCGAUCUUUUUGCGAGUGCGACCACCACACAUUGCCAGCGAUGGUUCUCUCGCAUGGACGAAGAGAGAGCGAUGGGGACAGACGCGUUGGCACACGAAUGGCCACGCUGCCUUUUAUAUGCCUUUCCCCCAAUUCCGCUUCUUUUGAGCGUCCUGCUCCGAAUUCAACAGUGCAGACACAGUGUCCUGCUGGUAGCUCCACAGUGGCCUGCCAGACCCUGGUUUCCUCUGCUUCACUGCCUACUCAGCAGCGAGCCCUGGCCACUUCCUGUGAGGAGGGACCUUCUCUCACAGAUGGGGGGGCGACUGUGGCACCCGUGUCCGGAACGCCUCCAGCUCUGGGUGUGGCCUCUGGGCCCCCUGAUGUUUUAAUGGCUUGUUCUGCCUCUGUGAAAUACACUGUGGAGAAUGCCAGAGCUCAGUCUACCCGUCUCUUAUAUGGUAACCGUUGGAAGCUGUUUUCUGAUUGGUGCACUAAGUUCAGGGUUUCUCCUGUGCACUGUGAUAUUCCUGUAGUGCUGGAUUUCCUCCAGCAUCUGUUUGAUGCGGGUAGGGCACCUUCCACAUUGAAAGUUUAUGUCGCUGCCAUAUCGGCCCGUCAUGUGGACAUUAAUGGAUCAUCCUUAGGUUCUCACAAACUGAUCUGUGGCUUUCUUAAGGGUGCUAGGCGCCUAAGGCCUGUCAGGACCCCGC
Astyanax mexicanus (Mexican tetra) is the source of this 3573-nucleotide messenger RNA. RefSeq lists its product as uncharacterized. The record is from RefSeq and is a predicted model, not a curated record. The transcript has 2 exons. NCBI's taxonomy places the organism in Eukaryota, Metazoa, Chordata, Actinopteri, Characiformes, Acestrorhamphidae. Bases 1 to 3252 code for a protein of 1083 amino acids.